Messenger RNA from Gopherus flavomarginatus (Mexican gopher tortoise), 1741 nucleotides. Its product is annotated as zinc finger protein 436-like. Bases 188 to 1645 code for a protein of 485 amino acids. Gene Ontology annotation, molecular function: RNA polymerase II cis-regulatory region sequence-specific DNA binding; DNA-binding transcription factor activity, RNA polymerase II-specific. NCBI's taxonomy places the organism in Eukaryota, Metazoa, Chordata, Testudines, Testudinidae. The record is from RefSeq and is a predicted model, not a curated record. Gene Ontology annotation, biological process: regulation of transcription by RNA polymerase II. The transcript has 5 exons.
GCAAGUGCUAACAGGAGCCUGGGUGCGGGCCAGGCCGUGCAGGGCUCUGGGACACGGGCUGCAGGAGCAGGGAGGGGGCUGUGAAAGUCCCUGUCCCAGGGAGUGCGGCAGCUGCAGCCCAGGCUGCAGCGUGACAUCCGUGUUUUGCUCCGGAUCGACCCAUCCUUCUGUGGGACAUGGAAGGGAAAUGGCUGCAACGGAGGCAGUUCAGGCACCAGUGACCUUCGAGGAGGUGGCUGUGUAUGUCACCAGGGAAGAGUGGGCUUUGCUGGACCCUGCUCAGAGAGCCCUCUACAGAGACGUUAUGCAGGAGAACUAUGAGAAUGUGACCUCACUGGGGUUUGCAGCUUCCAAACCUGAUGUGAUCAGCCAUCUGGAACGAGGGGAAGAGCCGUGGCUUCUAGAGCUCCAGGGCUCUGAGGAAAGAGAGAUCCUGGGAGCCACCAGCCAAAGUGAGGAGUCAUUAAACCAACUGAAAACCUGUCAGUGCCGGCAAGGAACAGCUGGGCUUCCCUGCAAAGCCCUUGUGAAUUCUCAGAGUGGCAAGAUGGUAAGUGAGAAGAAGGAGCAGAAUCCUCGGCAGGAAGUGGUUGAGCAAAUGCCACCACAUAUGGCCAGAUCCCAAGAGAAUGUGUCCUGGAAUCAUGAGCAAGGAAAAGCCUGUGAGCAUCAGUGCAAGUCAGAGAAGUGGCAGGAAAACCAAUCAAGGGAGAAAGUUAGUAAAUCUAUUAAUUAUCAGGGAAUUCAGAAGGGUCUCAAGGAAACCAAAGCCCAGCAGAGCAUCCCUGCGGGAGAGAGAAAUAACACAUGCUCUGAGUGCAGGAAAAACUUCCACAGCCACUCACACCUCAUUAGACAUGAGAGAAUCCAUACUGGGGAGAGACCCUACGAGUGCUGUGAGUGUGGGAAAAGCUUCACUCAGCGCUCGCACCUUCUUACCCAUCAGAGACUCCACACAGAUGAGAGCCCCUAUGAAUGCCAUCAGUGCGGAAAAAGCUUCAAGGAGAGAUCAAACCUUCUUACACAUCAAAGAAUCCAUACAGGGGAGAGACCCUAUGCAUGCUGUGAGUGUGGGAAAAACUUCAGUCAUCGCUCAGCCUUUGUUGUACAUCAGAGGAUCCAUACAGGAGAGAGACCCUACAGAUGCUGUGACUGCGAGAAAAACUUCAGUUCCCAGUCAGACCUUAUUAAACAUCAUAGAAUCCACACUGGGGAGAAACCCUAUGAGUGCAGUGAGUGCGGGGAAAACUUCACCCAGAGUUCUGCCCUAAUUACACAUCAGAGGAUCCACACAGGAGAGAGACCCUAUGCAUGCUGUGAGUGCGGGAAAACCUUCAGUCAUAGCUCUGCUCUUGUUACCCAUCAAAGGAUCCAUACAGGAGAAAGACCUUACAGAUGCUGUGACUGCAGGAAAAACUUCACUUACUGCUCAGACCUUAUUAAACAUCAGAGGAUCCACACAGGGGAGAGACCCUAUGAAUGCUGUGAGUGUGGGAAAACCUUCACUCUGAGCUCACAUCUUACUGCACAUCAGAGGAUCCACACAGGGGAGAGACCCUAUGCGUGCUGUGAAUGUGGGAAAACCUUCAGUCAGAGCUCACACCUUAAUAAACAUCAAAGGAUCCACACAAGAGAGAGACCCUAGGAAUGCUCUGAGUGUGGGAAGUGCUUCCAUCAGAGCUCAGCCCUUAUCAUCAGAGAAGCUCCAAGGGAGAGAAACACCGUAACAAAAUUGUCUAAG